This is a messenger RNA of Macrobrachium nipponense, 3359 nucleotides long. RefSeq names its product long-chain-fatty-acid--CoA ligase ACSBG2-like. The transcript has 7 exons. Gene Ontology annotation, molecular function: long-chain fatty acid-CoA ligase activity. The coding region runs from base 342 to 2330 and encodes 662 amino acids. Lineage: Eukaryota; Metazoa; Arthropoda; Malacostraca; Decapoda; Palaemonidae. Gene Ontology annotation, cellular component: membrane; endoplasmic reticulum. The record is from RefSeq and is a predicted model, not a curated record.
UAUGCUCGUACAUUACGGUACUAAAAACGAGUGUCCGCUGUUCGGCAAGUUGUGCAUCACACUGUGAAAGCCGAUUGUGUGGGAAAACCGAAUGUCAAGAGGUUACUCGAUCUUUAGAUCUAAAGACUGUGUUCAGGAAACGAGGUAUUUCAGUAGGAUCUACUCUCAUUUCGGGAUGUGUUACGUCUUGAGACAAUUGUCGCACUGCAAUGCAGCAAUAUCUCGUUUGUGAAGAUGUGGGAACCGUGUUCUCUUUGGUAUGAGGCCAUAAACCCAGGUGGCUUUUUGAACUAAAAUAGUAGUUUUUGAGGCCUUCUCCUGCAAGCAGACACGCAUCAAGAAUGGCCGAGUCUGGGCAGGACCAAACAAAAUACUUGAAAGGGCCCGAUCAAGUCAUUCCAUCGGAUGUCCUGAAGACAUGGGAACCAAUGGGGGCUGUGAAGAUUAAAAUGGCAAAAAGUGGAGUAGAUGCUAAUCCACCAAUCUCUGUGCCUAGUCUUUUGAGGAGAGCAGCUGAUAAGUUUCCUGAUGUUAAAGCUCUUUGUGUGAAGAGGGAUGGAGUUUGGCAGACGACAACAUACCGGGAAUAUUUUGCUCAAGUUUGUACCGUGGCUAAAGCCUUCAUCAAACUAGGCCUAGAGCGUUUCCACGGAGUGUGUAUUCUUGGUUUCAAUUCCCCGGAGUGGUUUAUUUCUGACCUUGCUGCCAUAUUUGCAGGAGGAUUUGCCUGUGGGAUCUACACAACGAACUCUCCAGAAGCAUGUGAACAUUGUGCAAAAAGCAGUAAAGCACAAAUAUUCGUUGUUGAGAACCAAAAGCAACUGGACAAAAUCUUAGAGAUUCGAGAACGCUUGCCUGACCUGAAAGCGAUCAUCCAGUACACUGGGAAACCAACAUCAGAGGGAGUCUUGAGCUGGGCUGAUGUCCUGGCUCUUGGGCAAAAAGAACCGGAGACGCAACUUGACUACAGACUGAGUUGCAUCGCUGCCAACCAGUGCUGCACUCUGAUCUUCACUUCAGGAACGACUGGGCCGCCCAAAGGAGUUAUGCUCAGCCAUGACAACAUGACUUGGACUGCUCAUGCUAAUUCUGUCAAUAUUGACUUUGCCGUUGGGAAGGAGGUGGUCAUCAGUUUCUUACCCUUGUCUCACGUUGCAGCGCAAAUGUCUGAUAUGUACAUGUGUAUGUACUCAGGGGUGUCAGUGCACUUUGCUCAGCCUGAUGCUCUAAAAGGCAGUUUAGCUGCAACUAUGAAAGAAGUGCGUCCAACUGUGCUUUUGAGCGUUCCUCGCGUCUGGGAGAAGAUAUAUGAAAAGUUGAUGGAAGUCGGGAAAAGUACUAAGGGAAUGAAAAAAUCCGUUGCCACGUGGGCGAAGUCAAUCGGCUCAGAAAUAUGUGAACGCAGACAAAAGCAAGACUUUGGAAAACCUGUCUUAUACCCCAUCGCUAACAAAAUCCUCUUCAAAAAAAUAAAAAAGGUUCUGGGACUUGAUAGAUGCAAAAUUUUCAUUUCAGCAGCAGCCCCAAUUUCAAAUGACAUCUUACGAUACUUCCACAGCAUCGACAUUCCGCUCACAGAAAUCUAUGGCAUGUCAGAGUCCUGCGGUCCUCAUACCGUGGGCGUUGAGACAGCUUUCAAAAUCGGAAGUUGUGGUCGCACACCCCCUGGUUUCUAUACUAAGUUACUGAACAAGGACAAGGAUGGGAAUGGGGAAAUCUGCAUGAAUGGCCGCCACAUAUCUAUGGGUUAUCUGCAUAUGGAGGCUGAAACCCACGAAGCCAUAGAUGACGAAGGUUGGUUGCACACGGGUGACAUAGGUCACCUCGACUUGGAUAAUUUCUUGUUCAUCACCGGUCGAAUAAAGGAACUGAUUGUCACCGCUGGAGGUGAGAAUGUGGCCCCAGUCAUCAUUGAAGACACUCUCAAAGGAGAGCUCCCCUGCAUCGGAAACUGCAUGCUUAUAGGAGACCGGAGAAAGUUUCUGUCUGCGUUGCUUACCAUGAAGACUGACAUGGACAUGGAUACGGGGGAGCCCGAGGACACCCUACAACCAGCUGCGCUCAAUUGGUGCAAAAGCGUGGGAUCUGAAGCGAGAACAACUCAAGAUAUAUUGGAAGGCCCCGAUGAGAAGGUGAUGAAGGCUAUACAAGAAGGGAUCGACAGAACGAACAACAAAGCCAUUUCAAAUGCCCAGAGGAUCCAGAAGUGGCAGAUCUUGCCAAAGGACUUCUCCAUACCUGGAGGUGAACUUGGACCGACGAUGAAAGUGAGGAGGUCCUUCGUAGCCGAGAAGUACGCCGACGUCAUCGAAGGACUCUACGAUGUAUGAAGGACAAGUUGCCGACCUUAGCUAUAAUGGGAUUUAUUUUAUGGGCUUUAUCAGACCUUGUAACAGGACACAAAGAUGUGCGCCAUAUAUGAAUACUAAUUUAAAUGGCGGCUUUAUUAUUCACUUAUAUGUUGAAAUGUCACAUUGUCCUCAAUAUGCAGAUAAUAUACAACGACUUUGAGAAGAUUACUCUCAUGUGCCUCUCUGCAGUUUUCUUUCUAAACUAUCUAGAAGCAGCUCACUGUGCCUUGGACGAACUUUACAAAUUACAGAUCUCUGUGGAGCCGAAGAGCUGAAAAUAGUUAAACACAGGACAAGCGGGAAUCUCAAGUAUUACAUUGCAGUUCACUGAAGAUAUAUAACUCUAUAUAAUGCAGAGCAAACUAACAAGUUUACAGUUACAAGAGAAAGAUGGUCCUAGAUGCUAAACUUUUGUAAGUAAACUGAAAUUCAUAAAAGUGUAAGUGCAAGUAAGGUCGAACCUAUGUCUGCCUUUAUCAGUGUCGAAAUACUAGUACUUAUUAAAGUAUUUAAGAAGGAAACUGCAAGGCAUUAGGUAUUUUUUUAACUGUUUUACUUUUGAGAUGAAAUUGCUAAUAUGGUCUAUUCUAAUCCUUUAUGAUUUUCAUUAUGCGUACAUUCAAAGUCUAAUGUAAAUUAUAUUAAUUUUACCCUCGGGAGCGAUCAAAUGAGUGACUUACUAAUUCUUGUAAAGCUCCUACCAACAUUUACUCUUUCAUGGCAAAAUCAUUACUACUGAAAAAACAAACAGAAAAUAACACAUAAAUGGAAAAAUGCAAAAGUGGCUCAAAUUAAUACUUCUUAGGUAUGUUGUAUUUAUACAGAUAUUGAAGUAGACAUUAAUCUAACACAGAAUGCAUUUACAGGAAGCCACGAAGCCACUCUUUUAUAACCUUAGCAUUAAGCAUGGAAACUGUCCUGUUCAGAGAAUACUCAGGCCUAUUACAACACAACCUUGUACAGAGAGAGUUAUACUUGAUAUUGUGAAAUAAAAUGCGCUUGGCUAAA